CGUGCAUUCGGACUGUAUCGUCACUUUCUUGGAAAAUCAGAGCGACGCUCGGAAAAAUCAAAACUGUGAAAGAGUAACACAGCGAUGGCAACAAUCAAGGUCGUUAAGGCUCGCCAGAUCUUUGACAGCCGUGGAAAUCCCACCGUCGAAGUUGACGUUACACUCAGCGAUGGAACCUUCGCCAGAGCUGCCGUGCCUAGCGGUGCUUCAACAGGUGUUUAUGAGGCUCUGGAAUUGAGGGAUGGAGGCUCGGACUACCUCGGUAAAGGUGUUAGCAAGGCUGUGGAGAAUGUGAAUAAAAUUAUAGCACCUGCGCUGCUUGGGAAGGACCCAACCAAGCAGACUGAACUUGACAAUUACAUGGUACAGCAGCUUGAUGGAACUGUUAACGAGUGGGGGUGGUGCAAGCAGAAGCUGGGUGCCAAUGCUAUUCUGGCAGUGUCACUUGCUGUCUGUAAGGCUGGUGCUGAAGUGAAUAAAAUUCCUCUGUACAAGCACAUUGCCAAUCUGGCUGGAAACAAGACUUUGGUGUUGCCUGUUCCUGCAUUCAAUGUUAUCAAUGGAGGCUCACAUGCAGGAAAUAAACUAGCAAUGCAGGAAUUUAUGAUUCUCCCAGUUGGGGCAUCUUCGUUCAAAGAAGCAAUGAAAAUGGGCGUAGAAGUAUACCAUCAUCUAAAGGCUGUGAUUAAAAAGAAGUACGGACAGGAUGCUACUAACGUGGGUGAUGAAGGUGGCUUUGCUCCUAACAUCCAGGAAAACAAAGAAGGGCUUGAGCUUCUGAAGACUGCCAUUUCCCAAGCUGGUUACACUGGAAAGGUUGUAAUUGGUAUGGAUGUUGCUGCUUCAGAAUUUUACAAUAACAAGGACAAAACAUAUGACUUGAAUUUUAAGGAAGAGAAUAAUGAUGGAUCGCAGAAAAUCUCAGGAGACAGCUUAAAGAAUGUGUACAAAUCAUUUGUGACAGAUUAACCUAUUGUGUCUAUUGAGGAUCCAUUUGAUCAGGAUGACUGGGAGACCUAUACAAAAUUAACCGGUGAAAUUGGUCAGCAAGUGCAGAUUGUUGGUGAUGAUCUCCUCGUCACCAACCCGAAGCGUGUGGAGAAAGCAAUUAAGGAGAAGGCUUGCAACGCCCUUCUGUUGAAGGUGAAUCAAAUUGGUAGUGUAACAGAAAGUAUUGAAGCUGUGAGAAUGUCUAAGAAAGCUGGCUGGGGUGUCAUGACUAGCCACCGGAGUGGUGAAACUGAGGAUACCUUCAUUGCAGACCUCGCAGUUGGGUUAGCAACUGGCCAGAUCAAGACUGGAGCUCCCUGCCGAUCUGAAAGGCUUGCCAAGUACAAUCAGCUUCUGAGGAUUGAGGAGGAGCUUGGUUCAGGUGCUGUUUAUGCUGGUUCCAAAUUCAGAGCCCCGGUGGAACCCUACUGAUUAUUUAGCAUAUGAACACCAGCAGCAUUUAAAUAAGAUUCUAUUCACUGCAGGGGGCUUCACAUGUACUUUUUUUUUCUUCAAAAACUUAAACAUGUCUGAGAGUUGAGUUCUUUUUGGCGACAAAAUAGCGUAGCAGUAUAUGUGUCUCUUUUGGCCUGGCUUCUUAUAGCCAAUUAUCAGCUAUUACUACAAAUUUUGGGUGAACUUUAUAGUUUCUACAUUCA
Molecule: messenger RNA, 1649 nt
Organism: Vigna umbellata (rice bean)
Lineage: Eukaryota; Viridiplantae; Streptophyta; Magnoliopsida; Fabales; Fabaceae
Product: enolase
Biological process (GO): glycolytic process
Cellular component (GO): phosphopyruvate hydratase complex
Molecular function (GO): phosphopyruvate hydratase activity; magnesium ion binding
Source: RefSeq, a predicted model, not a curated record